CUUAUGCAGUCCUCUGCCUCCUGCGUGGCUCCUGCUCCAGUUGCACAGAUGUCAGCGUCCUUCAUGCCCCUUGCUCCACUUGCGUCAGUCUCUGCCACCACCGAUGCCACUACAGAGGAGCCUGUAGAGCAACUGGCUGUAGAUGACCAUAACAUACCUGGGAUGGACCGUGUGGACAGCCUUGCUGAGUACCUAGUGGGUCUUCGCAGUGAAACAAGUCUGAUAAUAACCAACCAACAGGCUAGUACCAUUAUAGGCCUUUGGCAAAAUUUGCUACCAUAUGACCAGCAGCGUGUAGCUUUUGCUGCUCGUUAUCAGGACCGGCUCACCACAGGCAGGUUCAGGUCACCAAAGAAAAAAAGAGAGUUUACCCCUGGUGUGGAGAGCCUAAAACGCUGCAUUCUGAGCUCCUCUGGUUCUCCUGCCCAGUGGCCAGACUGUUGCCGUCUGUUGGAAGCCAUUUUUGUCAAGCUCUGUGGAAUACACAGGAGCCCAAAAAAACAAGGGCAGGUGACUUUGUCAAGGUGGGCUUUGAUUCUAAAAGACUACAGCAAAAUCCGACAGCUUAUCCUGGGUAAUGGUGCUGUUAUGCAAAGCACCACUCUUCAGCUAGUGGAAGUCAACUCAACCACCCUGAACCAAUGGUACAACAAACGAGUCAAGAAACAGGAUGUUCAGUUAGUGCUGCAAGGGAUAAACCUGCCAUCUUCUGUCCCUGUUGCCACUGAGCCUCUUCAGCCUGCAAAUCUUCGCCCUGCUGUUGCUCCUCCACCACCAGGUGUUCAACAUGUGUACCACUUGCCACAAAGCACAGUAGGGCAGGCAAAGUGUAAAAAACGAGCUGCAUCAACAGAUGACCACUUCUUACCACCUUCUGCACGUCAGAAGAUGUGUGCUCAGAGGAAACUUUUUCCAAAGCCUUCAACUGUCCCGUCUUCUCAAACAUUUUCUCUGCAAACCACUACAACUUUAAGUCAGCCAGCAGUGAUAUUUAAGCCUUCCCCUCCUUUGUCUUCCAUUUUUACCAUACCUGUAUCCUUCCCUGUCUCGUCUGUGAGUACUGUUGCCCAGACAACAGCUACAACAGCUUCAUCGGUUGCACCAACCCCAUCCAUGUGUACUACAAAGAAAUCCACAUCCAAGGCCAGGUUUAAUAAAAGGAGAGUGGAGGCAAACUCCUGUCGCAAGUGUGGGCAGUUCAGAACUGAGACAACAGGGCACAGUCAGUAUAAAGGGAAAAUAUAUUGCCCUAAUACAGAGACAAUGUCUCGGGAAAAGUGGCUUGAGGAGACAAAAAAGAGAAAAGCUGACCAUACCUAAACACUGUACAUUUAACUGUAUUU
Molecule: messenger RNA, 1343 nt
Organism: Astyanax mexicanus (Mexican tetra)
Lineage: Eukaryota; Metazoa; Chordata; Actinopteri; Characiformes; Acestrorhamphidae
Exons: 2
Coding region: 4-1320 (438 amino acids)
Source: RefSeq, a predicted model, not a curated record